ACUUUUGUUGACUUUUUCUAAUUUUGGCUCAUUUUGCUCAUUUUUGCUCUUUUUUGUAGAUUUUCUAAAAUGGCUGGUCAUUUCUCUCACGCUGGAGGUCCUCCGGGCGCCGGGGAUGAUCCCGAUAUCAUGGCUCUACCUCCGAGGGUUCGACCCUUCAUACCCGAGAGGUACAACCCUCCGACACAUGUGCUCCCCCAGGCAGUUUUCUACUAUUUUACCGAUUUCGAUGAUCGAGCACCCGGGGAUCUGCUUUUGCGAGAGCCGGAGUCCCACCUCUCUCAUGAGGCACGAGAGGUGACCUCCCGUAUAGCACGAGAAUAUGGCUCUGUUGCGGCUAGAGAGUGGUAUACGGAGCUUCCGGAGGCUGUCUGGGAUUUGGUUGACUUGGUAGGGUUUAGGCCCUUCUACUCCGGGAUAUCUCGUUGUCUGGCUAGUAGGACGCUGAUGGGUGCUUUGGUGGAGAGAUGGUGGGACACCACCAACUCCUUUCAUUUCUCUGCUACUGGGGACAUGACUAUGACCCCAUUUGACUUCGCCGUAUUGACCGGCCUUGAUAUGGGAGGCUGGGCGAUCCCAUAUGACGAGGACAUGGGCCAGUGGGAGGCCGCCUGGAUCUACUUAUUGGGAGCUCGCCCGCCAGUUGACAGAUCUUCGGGCAGGGUCCAAUAUACUUGGUUUUCUUCCCAUUUCCGGAGGGUGGAGAUGGAGCCUGAGGCUCCUGAGGAGGUAGCCCAGUAUACCCGCGGAUUUCUGAUGUUCCUCUUCGGGACUACUCUGUUCGCCAAUAGGGGGAACACUGUCGGACUUUAUCUGUUGAGUGCCCUAGUGGACCUAUCACAGGUCCGGCGGUAUGAUUGGGGUGGCGCCAGCCUGGCCACUCUUUAUUGCUAUAUAAGCGCGACCUCCCGCGGACGGGGGAACAUACUUGGCGGUUAUUGGAGAGCCUGUGAGCUAUGGAUCUAUGCAUACUUCCCGACACUAGUCCCGAAGCUCGAGGUGGCGAUGCCUCCCAUGACCCCUUACUCGCUGGUGUUUGAGGGCCCGUACCGGCCGAGACCUCGGGAGUCUUUUCUCUAUCUACGGCAGUACUUUGACACAGUACGGCCAUCAGAGAUCACAUGGCAGCCUUGGGCGCCUUUGGGUAGAGACCUCCGAUUCCAGUUUGCCGAAGCCUGGGGUGCCUCUCGGUACAGGAUCCUAUUAGAGGGGCCGGUUGGCAGGGCCUGGUUUUUAGGGGAGCGCUUCCUGUGCCAGACAUGGGGCUACCUCGUUCAGGACAUUCCCUCAGCACCCCCAGACGACAUGCGGACAGCCGAUAGGCUCCCUCCCCGGGGUGUUGUUGACGCCAGGUUGGGUACUGAUGCAUUUCUUCAUCUGGAGCAGGGAGAGUAUGCGACUUAUCGUCACACAUACUUGAUGCCUUCGUUGACGGGAGUCCAUACUCCGAUGAGGAGACCCGCUGGUAUGCCCUCAUCGGGCCGGGCUCGGGCUGCGGAUGUCCCUUCCACUAGCAGGGCUGGUACAUCUAGAGGUGGGGGUGGAUUAGUUUCCCCGAUUCCUCCGACUCAUCAUCAUCCUGGGUGGCCAGACAUGCCGACCGAGCUGACGGGAUGGCGAUUCAGGACUCUCUACUUGAUUCCGAUAGAGCCUCCCAUGUUUGACCACAAAUAUGUCAAAGAUCCUGAUUCGCCGCGCCUCCGGUCGAGUAUAUGGAUGAGAUGCUCGGGAUGAUGGCCACACUCGAGGGCAUGGUCUUACGGAGAGAGGCACAGUUGUCCAUCAUGGGUGUCCAGGUACUCUUUAAUUUUCUCGCAUUUAUCAUAC
Camellia sinensis is the source of this 1827-nucleotide messenger RNA. Lineage: Eukaryota; Viridiplantae; Streptophyta; Magnoliopsida; Ericales; Theaceae. The record is from RefSeq and is a predicted model, not a curated record.